Messenger RNA from Rhincodon typus (whale shark), 1134 nucleotides. It is a transcript of the gene herpud1, whose product is annotated as homocysteine-inducible, endoplasmic reticulum stress-inducible, ubiquitin-like domain member 1. The transcript is spliced from 6 exons. Gene Ontology annotation, biological process: ubiquitin-dependent protein catabolic process; endoplasmic reticulum unfolded protein response; negative regulation of endoplasmic reticulum stress-induced intrinsic apoptotic signaling pathway. Gene Ontology annotation, cellular component: endoplasmic reticulum membrane. Gene Ontology annotation, molecular function: transmembrane transporter binding. The record is from RefSeq and is a predicted model, not a curated record. Lineage: Eukaryota; Metazoa; Chordata; Chondrichthyes; Orectolobiformes; Rhincodontidae. Bases 94 to 1002 code for a protein of 302 amino acids.
UGUCUCCUUCAUCUCCUGCAGAAUGACCAAUACCACACCCUUCACCUGGUCUGUAACUUGAGAAGUGAAGCUGAAUCUACCCAGGCAGCAAAUAUGAAGGAAGCAGCUGCACCUACAGCCUCUGGCCAGGAAACCCUCACUGUCCCCACGUCAGUAACUGCAGACAGCCUUCGGCACAGAGGAUCCAGCUCCUUCCCUUGGUUGUAUGGUGCCUGGCCGGCAGGAGAAGAGCUCCAGAGACCAGCAGGAAUGUCUGGUCUAGCAGCGUACAAUCUGUACAGCUCUCAGCAAAUAGUUUGGCUCCAGCAGAUGUAUGCAAGACAGUACUAUAUGCAGUACCAGGCUGCAAUUGCUGCUGCAGCUGCUGCCACUAACUCUCGGCAGCAUCCAGUGGUCGCCCCGGGGACGCCUCCAGUGCUACCCAACCAACCCCCUCUGGUCAACCUUCCAGCAGAUCGGGACGCCCCCCUGCCUCAACUCAACAACCCGCCGGCCAACCAGAACCUCCGGAUGAAUGCUCAGGGGGGCCCAGUGAUGGACGACGAUGAUGAGUUGAACCGCGAUUGGCUGGAUUGGCUGUACUUGGGUGCCCGGGCCUGCUUUUUCCUCAGCAUCGUCUACUUCUACUCCUCUCUAAGCCGUGUGGUGCUGGUAGCCAGUGCCAUUCUGCUGAUAUACCUGCAUCGUGCUGGUUGGUUCCUAUUUGGGCAUCCAGCACCAGUACAGCCAGCACCAAAUGCUGAAGUGCCAGCAGAGGAAGCCAAUCCAAACCGUGACCAUCAAGAGAAUCUGGAUUACCAAGAGACUGUGCAAGAAGAGAGUGGGACACCAGAUCGAGAAAUCGGAGGAGAAAAUAACUCUGGACGCGGUGAGAUCACAGAAGCCCCUGUGGCUCUGGAGGUUGAGAUGAAUAGAACGACACUUGCAAAUAAAGCCUGGGUGUUUUUCAAAACCUUCUUUGCGUCGUUGAUCCCUGAAGGUCCUCGGGUUGUGGCGAACUAAUUCCAAUUGCACACCGAACUGCUGUGCCUUUUAUAAAAUUUUAUUUUUAGAGGAAAAAAAAGUGCAAUCCUAGUUCAGUGUUUCCGGGCUUUGUGCAAAAAUGAAGUCACUGUUUCUGCUGCGACUGGGUCU